AUGCCGCUGCCCGUCCAGCAGGUACUGCUCGCCCUGCUUCUGCCCACACUCCUGGCACAGGGUCAAGCCAAGUGGAAGGGGUGCCCCCAGGCCCAUAGCACCACCAAGCCUGCCCUACUGAGGCUCUCUGAGUGCCUGCUGUCCAACUACACGAAAGGCGUGCGGCCCGUGUGGGACUGGAGGAAGCCGACCACUGUGCUCAUCGACGUCAUUGUCUAUGCAAUCCUCAAUGUGGAUGAGAAGAAUCAAGUGUUGACCACCUACAUCUGGUACCGGCAGUGCUGGAUGGAUGAGUUUCUCCAGUGGCACCCUGAGGACUUUGACAAUAUCACCAAGUUGUCCAUCCCCACUGAGAGCAUCUGGGUCCCAGACAUUCUCAUCAAUGAGUUUGUGGACGUGGGAAAGUCUCCAAAUAUCCCGUACGUGUAUGUUCAGCAAAAUGGUAACGUCCAGAACUACAAGCCCCUCCAGGUGGUAACUGCCUGCAGCCUUGACAUCUAUAACUUCCCCUUCGACGUUCAGAACUGCUCGCUGACCUUCACCAGCUGGCUGCACACCAUCCAGGACAUCAACAUCUCCUUGUGGCGCAAGCCAGAAAAGGUGAAGUACGACAGGAGCGUCUUCAUGAACCAGGGCGAGUGGGAGCUUCUGGGGGUGCUGACUCAGUUUCAGAAGUUCAGUAUUGAAGCCAGUAAUUAUUACGCAGAAAUGAAGUUCUACGUGGUCAUCCGGCGGCGGCCCCUAUUCUAUGCAGUCAGUCUUAUUCUGCCCAGCAUCUUCCUCAUGGUCAUGGACAUCGCAGGCUUCUACCUGCCCCCAGACAGUGGUGAGAGAGUCUCCUUCAAGAUUACACUCCUCCUGGGCUACUCCGUUUUCCUGAUUAUCGUGUCUGACACGCUGCCUGCAACCGCCAUUGGCACUCCCCUCAUUGGUGUCUACUUUGUCGUGUGCAUGGCCCUGCUGGUGAUAAGCCUGGCCGAGACCAUCCUCAUCGUCCGGGUGGUGCACAAGCAAGAUCUGCAGCAGCCCGUGCCCACCUGGCUGCGGCGCUUCGUUCUGGAGAGAAUUGCUGUGCUGCUUUGCCUGGGGGAGCAGUCGAAUUCCCCAAGGCUCUCAGCCACCUCCCAAGCCACCAAGAUUGAUGACUGUUCAGCCAUGGGAAACCACUGUAGCCCUUCAGGAGGACCCCUGGACUUAGAGAAGAUCCCGUGGGGUAGAGGUAGCCCUCCCCCUCCACCACGGGGGGCCUCGCUGGCAGUACGUGGGCUGCUACAGGAGCUGUCUACCAUCCGGCACUUCCUGGAGAAGCGGGAUGAGAGCCGGGAGGUGGCUCGCGACUGGCUGCGUGUGGGCUCUGUGCUGGACAGGCUACUCUUCCGCAUCUACCUGCUGGCAGUGCUGGCCUACACCAUCACCCUGGUCACGCUCUGGUCCAUCUGGCAGUAUUCCUGAGUGGGCCCAGCUUUGCAGGCAGGUGCG
Messenger RNA from Loxodonta africana (African savanna elephant), 1479 nucleotides. It is a transcript of the gene HTR3A, whose product is annotated as 5-hydroxytryptamine receptor 3A. Lineage: Eukaryota; Metazoa; Chordata; Mammalia; Proboscidea; Elephantidae. Gene Ontology annotation, cellular component: neuron projection; postsynaptic membrane; plasma membrane. Gene Ontology annotation, molecular function: acetylcholine-gated monoatomic cation-selective channel activity; serotonin-gated monoatomic cation channel activity. Bases 1 to 1452 code for a protein of 483 amino acids. The transcript has 9 exons. The record is from RefSeq and is a predicted model, not a curated record. Gene Ontology annotation, biological process: monoatomic ion transmembrane transport; chemical synaptic transmission; regulation of membrane potential.